CUAUGCUCAUACACGCCCCUUCUUCCAUCGGGCCAUGUGGUUAUGGUUGGUAAAUAACUCCGGAUCUAACGUGAUAUAGAUAUUGAUUUUGUUUUUGCGCAAUCGCUGAACCCCCUUCACUGAGAAUGUCCGCGGACGUGUCGAGCCUGCACGCGCAGGUGGAGUCGGUGCUGGGCGCGUUGGUCAAAGCGGCCACCGUGGAGUUAACCAGACUGUUCGAGAGCAGAUACAGAACUGCUGCCGUGGACGCGGCCCACGCCGAGAUCAAGCUUGAACACGGAGCGGAGGAGACACUGAACGUUUCACCCGCGGAGAGUAAACGCAGCGUCGGAGUGCAAGUGGACGCAAGUAUCUGUUCACUGCUGGACAUUAGCGGUCCCUUGUUUCUUGAUGGUUGUGUGGAGGAGGAGGAGCAGAAAGAAGAAUGUCCCAUCCCAGCAGAACUCCUCCUGGCUGAGGAUAAUGGCCAUGCUGACCCCUGGAGGUCCCUCCUAAAGGAAGAGGUGUCAGCAGAGCCGGUGGACUUGUUGGCGCUGGACAUCCUUGAAAUGGAGACUCGAGCUGACGGCGAUGCCCAAAUACAAGUUAUUCUCCAGGAUACGUCCACACUGAGCUCUCCAACAAAACACACGCCUCUCAUCAUUGUGGCCGACAGUAGUGACGCUGUGCCUGGGGAGAUAGUGAAGUUUGUUUGCCCGUUGAUCCUGAAGCCGGAGUCGCCAGCUCCUAAAUCCGAUAGUUUAAAGAAGCCCGUCGAAGCCGAGCCCCAGCAGGCCUGUGUCAGCACCGCUAAAGGCACUGCCUACAGCCCGUCACCGUCUGAUGGAGCCAUGACUCGGAUCCAUGCGCAAAAGGAGAUGAACAGUCUCCACAUGAAGUUGAAAUUGACUUCUCAGGAUCAGAAACUGCUGAGUCAGUGUGCAGUAGAACUGGUGAAUGUGCUCAGCAUGCCUGCUUCAGAGAUGAGGCCUCAGAGUGACAGUGUUAAACACAAAACCAGUUACCGGCUGCCCAAAGACCUCCGCCACCACCACCAAGGCCUUCACACCGGACACCGCAUCUGCUGCUUCACCCCGUGCGAGAAUGACGUCUGGCGUCUACGAAAGGUCGUCGCCCACUCCCGCGACGGGUACGUCUGCAGCGUCUGUAAGAAAACUUUCAAGCACAGAAAGAUUCUGCGGCGGCACGAGCGAUUCCACACCGGAGAGAAACCGUACCAGUGCCCUCAGUGCCCAAAGACGUUUGCACUGAGGAAGAGCCACCGCCGACACGCGAGAUUCCACUCGGGGGAGAGGCCGCACAUCUGUACAAUGUGUGACAAGAGCUUCCGUCUGCGGGAAAAUCUGAAAGCACACUUGAGGUUCCACAGCGGAGAAAAGCCUUUCAGCUGCGCCAAGUGUGGGAAGCUGUUUAGAAUCAAGAGGAAUCUGGAGAAGCACAAUUUGAGCCAGUGUGGAUUCUUUGUUCCUUCAUUUAAGAUGAUUGCUGGAAUGUAGCUGGUGGGGGGAACACCCAGCUUCACACUUUUCUACCUCAGACUGAUAACACUAAAAGACAAAUGUCACGGAAAGUUGAAGAACCAUUCCAGGAAAGAAGAUCAUAAAAGCUGCAGCUAAAUGGGGCCAGUUUUGUUAUACAGUUUAUACUACUGCUGUUUUUUUUACUUAUUCUUCCUGUGUGCCAGUCCCACUAUUUGAUUACAAUAACCAGACCUGAACAUGUAAUAAAAAAAGAUAAGAAACAUGCUUUUGGAUUUAAUGUUCUCAAUGUUCUCAAUGUUCCUUGCUCCUCUGUUUUAUGUUGUACAUUGAAGCGCUUGCUUCUUGCAAAAAGCCAAACACAAACUGCAACUGCCAGAUCUUUCGGUGUCAAAGUUACAUAUUGUGUUUAUGUCUGAUUGUUUAUGUUUUGAUGUUGGAACAUUCCAUGUUUGUACUACUGUUGAUUCUAUUAUGUUCCUUCAUAUAGAUACCACACACUGACAUGUUCCUGUUGCUGAAGAACAUUUUUCUAUAAUAAAACACAUUUCUAUUGCAAAGAAA
Messenger RNA from Solea senegalensis (Senegalese sole), 2042 nucleotides. RefSeq names its product zinc finger protein 189-like. NCBI's taxonomy places the organism in Eukaryota, Metazoa, Chordata, Actinopteri, Pleuronectiformes, Soleidae. Gene Ontology annotation, biological process: regulation of transcription by RNA polymerase II. The transcript is spliced from 4 exons. Bases 126 to 1496 code for a protein of 456 amino acids. The record is from RefSeq and is a predicted model, not a curated record. Gene Ontology annotation, molecular function: DNA-binding transcription factor activity, RNA polymerase II-specific; RNA polymerase II cis-regulatory region sequence-specific DNA binding.